Molecule: messenger RNA, 873 nt
Organism: Naegleria lovaniensis
Lineage: Eukaryota; Heterolobosea; Eutetramitea; Acrasida; Naegleriidae
Exons: 1
Coding region: 1-873 (290 amino acids)
Source: RefSeq, a predicted model, not a curated record
AUGAGCACUUCGAAAACAUCCUCUCCUCCGUCCUCACCAAUUUUCCCUCCCAGUAUUCCUUCCAGCGAAAUACUUUCAUCUCCAUUGAGCUCACCCUCCGACUCGUUUCUUCAAAAUGUUAUAGGUGAACAAGUAAAUCUACCAGAGCUACCAUGGGAUGGACAUUCCACCCUGGCAUCUUCCAGCACAGACACCAUUCAGAGUCAUAUAAAUCCGAAUGUGCCUGCCUGGCUUCAAAAUACAUACAUGUUAACAAAAAUCAAUGAAAACCCAUCUGCCUUUGUCAAGAAACGAAAACAUACUCACUUCUCUCGACUCAACACCUUUCUACGAAAUAAGGACUUGAAAUUCUCUUUUAUUGAUUUUGAUCUAUUUAGUGCACCUAACGAUCCUUUGAGCGAACGACUUGAGAAGGCUCAACAAGCUGUCUAUGUCGUGUCUGUGCAUUUCACAUUCCCACAACUCCAUGAGUUUGUUCGAUUCAGUUUGAAGGCUAUUAUGGAUGCUGUUCCAUCGUUGCAACAUCUUCCACGUGCAAAAUCAGUAUGGGUGAAAAUGAAGAAUCAAUUCUACUAUACCUGUGAUGCCAAAGAGGAUCACUUUCCAAAAUGUGAUAAUUUAAUUGAAUUGAACUCAGAUGACACGGUUUCAAGCAAAAAAUUGGAAAAUUUGAAUGGUUUGAAUGCAGUUUCUCCAUUAGGAGCAGUAUUAGAGUUUUCAUUGGAGAAAUUUCAUUAUUAUCAUCCCAACACACCUUUAAACAAGGAUAUCUGUUUUCAGUCAAGGAUGGAACUUGUCUGUGAGAGAAAGAAAAAAUCGAACUCCAACAAAAAAGUAGAUGUUUGGAGUGAACGAGUUGCGUUUUCCUUUUAG